GAAUUUCUCACUACAAAUUUGGAAAUUGCUUUUGAGUGUGUGAGGCCUUUCACUUCUGUUAUAGUAUAGUAGUAGAGAUGGCCUUACACUUGACAUUGGGGUUCGCUUUCGGUCUUUUAGGUAACAUCAUAUCCUUUCUGGUCUGCCUUGCUCCCAUACCAACUUUUUAUCAAAUUUGCAAGAAGAAAACUAGCGAAGGAUUUCAAUCUCUUCCAUAUGUGAUUGCAUUGUUUAGUGCCAUGCUUUGGCUGUUCUAUGCAAUUUUUGCAGCGGAUGCCAUUCUUCUAAUCACCAUCAACUCCUUCACAUUUUUCAUGGAAAUUGCCUACAUUUCUUUUUACUUUUUCUAUGCCUCCAAGAAGGAUAGGAUUCUCACCAUGAAACUUGUCCUCCUGUUUAAUGUUUUUGGGUUCGGUAUCAUAAGUAUCAUAGCUAUGUUCCUAAUUCAUGGCAAAGAACGUGUCAAAGUUCUGGGAUGGAUUUGUAUGAUAUUUGCUCUAUGCGUUUUCGUUGCACCUCUUGGGAUAGUGAGAAAAGUUAUAACAACCAAAAGUGUCGAGUUCAUGCCUUUCUCUUUAUCAUUCUUCCUCACAUUGAGUGCAGUCAUGUGGUUCUUCUAUGGUUUUCUAAGGAAAGACCUUUUCGUUGCUAUUCCAAAUAUAUUAGGAUUCAUGUUUGGCAUUCUCCAAAUGCUGCUCUAUGUAAUCUAUAGGAAACCCAAGAAAUCCUUGGAGAAACCAACACUUGAUAAAUCAUUUGAACACGUUAUUGACGUUGCAAAGCCGGAUGCAACUAUUUGCUGCGAGCUAAACACUGGCCAUGAAGUUGUUGAAGAUAAACUUGUCAAGGAACAGGCCAAGUAAAUCAAUCUAGACGAAGAUCUCUCCGAGACAGUAUAAGUUUUAACAACCAAAUUAACGGGCAAGUUUUUAUCUACCAAUCAAUCCCAGGAAUAUCCAAUAUUAAUUAUCUAUGCUUGCACUUCUAUGUAAUUUGGUCUGCAAGAAAAUAAAAUACUACAUAAAAAUAAGUAUAUAUCAAGAUUACAUCACUCGAUUUCUAUAUAAUUUCAUUUCAACUAGUUUGAGAGUAAAAUUUAGUAGUUGUUAUUAUUUAUAUUACAGUGAAAUAAAGCAUUAAUUUAUAUUACA
Molecule: messenger RNA, 1151 nt
Organism: Hevea brasiliensis (rubber tree)
Lineage: Eukaryota; Viridiplantae; Streptophyta; Magnoliopsida; Malpighiales; Euphorbiaceae
Product: bidirectional sugar transporter SWEET10-like
Exons: 6
Coding region: 78-863 (261 amino acids)
Biological process (GO): carbohydrate transport
Cellular component (GO): membrane
Molecular function (GO): sugar transmembrane transporter activity
Source: RefSeq, a predicted model, not a curated record